Messenger RNA from Ostreococcus lucimarinus CCE9901, 468 nucleotides. RefSeq lists its product with no specific name. The coding region runs from base 1 to 468 and encodes 155 amino acids. NCBI's taxonomy places the organism in Eukaryota, Viridiplantae, Chlorophyta, Mamiellophyceae, Mamiellales, Bathycoccaceae. The record is from RefSeq and is a predicted model, not a curated record. The transcript has a single exon.
AUGGCGGCGUACGUCGCGGAAAACGCCGCGGGCGCGGUGGUGCACGCGAGCGACGACGCGACGCCGUGGAUCGACGUCGAUCAGCGCCGCAUCGACGCCUUCGCGACGUGCGCGAACGAUCAUCAAUACAUACACGCGCGCGACGCCCCGGGCGGGGCGAUCGCGCACGGAUUCUUGACGCUGAGCCUGCUGACGCCCGCGACGGCGGCGCGCACGACGCCCGCGUGGUCGACGCGCGCCGUCAAUUACGGCCUCAAUCGCGUCCGUUUCGUCCGACCCGUGCGCGCGGGCGCGCGCGUCCGCGCGCGGGCGAUCAAAAUCGUCGCCGCGCGCGCGUUACCCGACGCCGCGGGCGCGGAAACGGAGUAUUUAGUCGAAUUAGAAACCGCGCCGAGCGCGUCGUCGGCGUCCGCCGAGCGCGCCGAGCUCGCCUUGGUCGCGUCUUGGAUCGUCCGUCACUACGUCUGA